AUGGCAGUAGUCCCCUCGAGGAACGCUCUCCGAAUCUUACGACAGUUAGCCUUUGCUGGAUCAACGGUUGGGGGCGUCUGUACCGUCGCCGCGAUUACCUACGAUGCUCAUCGCCGGGCCACCAUAGCCGAGAAGAUAGUCAAAAACAAGCGGACUCUACAGACAUCAACGCCGUACUACAAUGCUACAUCGGCUGCAAAAAAGCUUGCACUGAUGGUAGAGGCGGCAGAAGCAGGAGAAUAUGAUGGAUUGGCAUCUUUGAAACAAGCUGGUUGGAAUAGGGAAUCGCAUGAUCACGGGCACAAUCCAGUUUCCGAACCCCUACCUGACCCCGGCGACAUUGACGUGGAGGUAAAAGGCUCGAGACAAAACUUGAUUCACGAGCGGGAGUAUCAGAAAUACCCAAGUCAUAUUACGCAUCGAGAUUUGAUAGCAGCAGCGGAUGACUUGGAACGUGCGGCUGUUACAAAGUCCUGGCUAACGAACCGUUCCGAAGCUAUCAAUUUUUCAGUAUACGAUCAAGAACCAGCAGACGAUCAGGAAAUAGCAAACGACCGAGAAUCAGCAGACGAUCAAAAUUCGGCAUACGAGCAAGCAUCCGAGUCCUCCAUUAAGACCAGCGAUGAAAGUCCGGCAAUUCGAACUGUUCGUGAUCUCUUCGAGCGAGGUAAAAUUAUUGAAGCCGCAGAGUUCUUCCUUGAGACACAUUCGCAGUCGACAGAAAAUUUAUCUUUGAGAGAUCGCGAGCUUGCAGUGAACAUUUUUUACGCUAAUUGCGCGGAUGACAACGUCUGGGUGGCAAGAAAUAUAUUUAAACAUAUUGAGUCUCGGAGCAGUAUCUCUCCACGAAUGUGGAAGAGGCUGAUCAUUGCUUUGACGAAAGCACACGCGAUUGAAUCAGCUUCACAGUUGAUCUUGAAAUAUAGCGACGAUAUUCCGAUACCAUUCUACCUAGCCGAACUGGUAAUACGAUGUCUGCUCGAGACUCAUCGGUUCAGCGACGCUGCUUCAAUACUGUACAGAAAUGUCUCCAAAGAUCAGGACUGCACUCUGUGCGGCGUAUUUCUAGACAAUUUAUGGAAGAAGUCGCGAAGUAUUGACCUCAUGAAUCGAAAAUUUGAAAAACUUAUGGUAAUAUUACGCCGCUUCGAUCGACAGCCCACCGCUAAAUUAUUCAAUCCCAUGGUGAGAGCCUAUGUCUCUUUCGGUCGAUUCGCAGACGCGGAGGCCUUGGUCAAUGACAUGAUUACAGUAUACGGUGUUGCGCCAAAUUGUCGGACCAAAGGCCUAUUAUUACUUGGACAGGCAUAUCGUUGCAACUGGAAGGAAGUCAAAGAUGGCUUACAAGAAUUACAUGAUCUGGGCAUGACUGCCGAUGAUCGCAGCUUCAUAAAGGCUUUCACAGCAUUGUUUUUAGAAUACUGGCCUACGCAUAACGCUGCGGAUAUACGUGAUUUUUUCAUGAACGCUGUCGAGCGAUAUUCGCUCACGCCCGAUCAAAAACUCUAUGAGCAUGUCCUACAAGCAUAUAUACAAAAAGGCAACGCAAAUCUCGUUACCGAGCUAGCCCAUCUUGCAGUGAAGUGUGGGUGGCAUGUGGAAGUGAAAGAGGAGGACCUUGUUAAACAGCUACAAAUUCACCGCCGGAGAGUUGAAAACAGUCCCGUCGGAUUUUGGCAACUGCUGAAUGCUGCUCGGGGGACCUAUGGCCAGGCAGCGGCCUCUCAACAGAUCUUGGGCUACGACCAGCGCUCUGUACCUUGGCCGGAGGCCAACUGUGCUCUUUACUCGGAUCAGUGGCCGAAUUGGUACCGCCGAGCAGUGAAGGGCAUUAUGACAGACAGACCGAUUGACCAGUAUCCGCAGCUGGACGUACAAAUGACCGAAGCUUUGCAUAGGGGUGAUUUUGAGUCUGUAUUGUGGUAUUACGAGAACGCUGCGGCUGCGGGCUAUGUAUUCCAGUCUCAGCAUGUGGAAUUAGCGGCAAUUGCUACGCUUGUCAAAGAGGGGCUUGUGCCGACGCAGAAGCUCGUUGAAAAACACUGGGAGGUCAUGAAGACUAAAUUUAUCGUUGUCCCACAAUUCUUUGUACAGAUCAUGGAUAGCGACGCAUUACCGGAAACUGAGGUCAUGAAGUUGGCAGUGUUUCGAUUUUAUACUUUGUGCUGGGAGUCUUCACACCGGACGUUUGAGCAUCGAUUCUUGAACCAUAUUGCGACUCGAUACGUUGAGCAAGGCAAACCAGAUGCAGCGCUGGAUUUGAUGCUUACAGUAUACAAAUCGCGAUGGGGCCGCCAGGAACGGCUUAAUGGAGAGAGUAUGAGGACCAUGAUGCGAGCUUUUCUUCUAGCUGGUCAUCUCAAAGGGAUCCGGUGGUGUCUUCUUACAACCAUCGCUCGCGAUUCUACCGAAAAUAAGGAACUUAUUGUUGACGCGCGCCGUGCUCUGGUCACGGCKCAUGUAAAGAAACUCGGUUGGAAGGGACGACCGAAAGAACGAUUUCGUUUCCUCAGACAUCUCGGCAAACUGGUCAGGAUUCUGGAAAAGAAGAGUGAUGGAGAUCCUGAGCUCGUAUCCCUGUUGAUCAAUAACAAGCGAGACAAGAGGAUGUCCAAAAAUUUCUACCACCCACAGAUUCACAAAUGGCAAGACGACAAGACUCUGACUCUCCGGAAAACCAUUGCAUAUUGGGACGAGGAGCGAGAAUUAGAGUGGGUCACAACAGUACCGAGCGAGAUCUGGCAAACGCCGGAGAAAGUAUGGGAACUGUGGAAUGAGCAGCGUGUUACAAGUGAGGAGGAAAGCACUGAGUAG
Molecule: messenger RNA, 2814 nt
Organism: Talaromyces amestolkiae
Lineage: Eukaryota; Fungi; Ascomycota; Eurotiomycetes; Eurotiales; Trichocomaceae
Exons: 1
Coding region: 1-2814 (937 amino acids)
Molecular function (GO): protein binding
Source: RefSeq, a predicted model, not a curated record